Molecule: messenger RNA, 1434 nt
Organism: Dovyalis caffra
Lineage: Eukaryota; Viridiplantae; Streptophyta; Magnoliopsida; Malpighiales; Salicaceae
Source: the annotation of a GenBank genome assembly
AUGGCAAAUAUCUCCUUCAGUCACUGCAACUCCGACACCAACGCCAACGCCUACGCCUACGCCGACGACCAAACCCUAACCGUAGACCCUUGUUUCCCUCUCUUAUCCUCUCUCAACGACGACCCCUUCCUUCAUCAACCCGAACCCACCCGUCUCAGCAUCCACUCUCUGGGCCGCCAAGAAGACGACGUCGUUUCAGAUCCUGAAUCCGUUAUCCUUAACGGCCCCGAUCUCUUAGACCGUGAGAACCAGGUUAGUUUCGUUAUGGAUUUGUUUCAACAACGUGUAGAGGAGUCUCAACUGCUUUGUCAUGAGGUUGAUGAUGAUGAUGUUGUUUGUUCCCAUUUGAUCUCCGAUUCGCUUAACGAUUCGGGUUUUGGUGUUAUUGAUGAGAAUUCUGAAUAUAAUUUAGAGCUUGAUUUGGGAUUAGGGUUUGGUUUAGAUAGUCAAGAUAAUUCUGGGUUUCAAAAUAUAGACGCUAAUUAUAACGAUAACGAGAACGAUGUUGUUUAUAACGAUAGUAAUAUUAUUGUUGAUGAUGAUGAUUUCUUUAUUGAGAGAAGGGUUUCUGGAGUUGAAUCAUGUGAGGCUGAGUCUACUGGGAGUAUACAUGCCAAUGCAAUCCGAGUUGUUGGGUUCGGGUCCGAUUCAGAUUCCGAGGAUAAUCAGAAUUCUUUAGCUAUUGAUUUAAAUUCUGGGGAUGAGUAUGGUUUGGAUGUGAAUAUAGGGAACGGGAGUUUUGGUGAUUGUGCUGACUAUGACGAUGACGAUGUGAGUGUUACAAUUCCGCUUUGUUGGGACUCACUUCAGUUGGAGGAUCAUAGGGAAAACAAUGAGGAUUUUGAGUGGGAGGAAGUGGAUGGUCGUGCUGAUGAGAGGGAGGUUCUAAGUAUGUUUAUUGAUGAUGAGGAGGCAUCCGUUUCGCUUUCCAUUUCACCUCUUAUUGCUCCUGAGGAUAUGGUCAAUGUGGAGAGAGUUGGAGGAUUGGAUAAUUUGGAGUGGCAGGUUUUAUUGAAUGCCAACAACUUGGACCACGAUCAUAAUUCUGAACCUUAUUUAGGUGGUCAUGAUGAUUAUAUUUACACAGCAGAGUAUGAGACAUUGUUUGGGCAAUUUGCAGAGAAUGAGAAUGCAAUGAUGGGUCGGCCUCCGGCAGCAAAGUCUGUUGUUGAGAAACUUCCAUCUGUGGUUUUGGCAAAAGAGGAUGUGCAUAGUAAUAAUGCUCUUUGUGCGGUUUGCAAGGAUGAUAUAAAUGUCAGGGAGAGAGCGAAGCAGUUGCCUUGCAUGCACCGUUAUCAUGGUGAAUGCAUUGUGCCAUGGCUGGGGAUUAGGAAUACUUGUCCUGUUUGUCGGUAUGAGUUGCCAACAGAUGAUGCAGAUUAUGAGCGGAGGAAAGUGGCAGAAAGAGCUGCUUCUGCUGGCCAUCGUCUUUGA